This is a messenger RNA of Ilyonectria robusta, 1661 nucleotides long. RefSeq lists its product as uncharacterized. NCBI's taxonomy places the organism in Eukaryota, Fungi, Ascomycota, Sordariomycetes, Hypocreales, Nectriaceae. Gene Ontology annotation, molecular function: LPPG:FO 2-phospho-L-lactate transferase activity. The transcript is spliced from 2 exons. Bases 48 to 1526 code for a protein of 492 amino acids. The record is from RefSeq and is a predicted model, not a curated record.
CGUUAUUCCUCGUCGCACGGGAAUUGCUUUAUAGAACCUGUAUUUCAAUGCCUCAGAAUAUACACCAUAAGAAUGGACUCCAGCUGCCGAAAGGAAGUGGGCCGCUGGGACUGAGUUCGCUCCAGCACACCGUCCCCAGCCCCAGUAUCCUGAACGGCAUCGUUGUCUUUUCCGGCGGGAGCGCCGCAAACAAUCUCGUAGAUGUCUUUGAGAGCGUCCGGGAAGCCAAUCACUUCAAACUCAGCUACGUGAUUCCCAUCUCGGACAAUGGCGGAAGUAGCAGCGAGCUGAUCCGUGUUUUCGGAGGCCCAGGUAUAGGAGAUGUGAGAUCUCGGUUGGUACGACUUAUCCCCAAUGACGGCAGCGAGGAAACGGCGGCCAUCAAGCAUUUCUUCAAUCACCGUCUGCCGAAAGUCUACGCUGAGGCGAGAGCGGAGUGGUUCGAGAUCUUGGAAGCGUCACACCCACUCUGGGACGACAUCUCUUCGCCAAAGCGGGAGCUUAUUCGCUCGUACUUGAACAGUUUCAAUCUCGAAGUCGUCAAACGAAUGAGGCCUAGUAGUCGAUUUGACUUCUCCGGGGCGAGCAUAGGUAACCUGUUCCUCACAGGCGCCAGGGUCUUCACUGGUAGCUUUGAGGCAGCCGUCUACCUCUUGAGCUCUAUAUGCUCAGUUCCGGACCGUAUCGCCGUCUUGCCAGCGCUCAAUACCAACUUUGCGCUUCAUAUCGCCGCCGGUUUAAAUGAUGGCACAGUAAUCACUGGGCAGAACGACAUCUCGCACCCCAGCGCGCCCACAGCUGCGGUCCCGGGAACCAGCGCCGGGAUGCACAGUCCCGUGUCGACGAGACACGACACGUGGGAACAUGACAAAGUUGAAGAUGCUAACCUCCCUGGCACGCUACCUGCACUGAGACGGCCUGCCAUUGUCUUUUCCAAGGAACAGGAAGAAGACCUCCCGUCCAGGAUUGACCGGAUAUGGUACAUCAAUCCGUACGGCGAGGAGAUCAAGAUUCCUGCCAACCCGCGAGUCUUAGAUGCACUUCACUCCACAAACAGCUUAGUUUACUGCAUCGGAUCCCUCUUUACGUCCAUUAUACCUAGUCUUGUCCUCCGUGGCGUAGGUCAGGCUAUCUCUAGUCCCAUGAUCCGAAACAAGAUCCUGAUACUCAACGGCACGACCGAUCGCGAAACCGGACCAUCCGCCAACCCGUUCUCGGGCUUGGACUUUGUGGCUGCCAUUUCCAACGCCUGCGCCGACUCACGGGGUCUCCCUAAGCCGGAUGAGGACGACUACUGCCAGUAUGUCACACAUGUCAUUUACAUCGAGGGGCCAAACUCGCCAAAGGUGGACAAGCAACGGUUUGGGCAGCUGGGGAUCGACGCGACAAGGCUUUACGGCCCGAAAGACGAAGCGGGAAGGGGUGGGAGGUACGAUGCGAAGGCUCUGGCACAGGCCCUUGAAUCUAUCAUCGGCAGAAAGGAUACCCGUUCGGAUAGGAGCCGGCGCAACACAUUGGUGGGCUGAUCAUGGUGGGGAUGAAAGCGACUCAACUACUCAAUCCAGUUGAUACCGAUAUAAGGUAUUGAUUCCGCAUUUGCGGCAGGUAGUAUUAUUGAUCCUCGAGGCAUGAUGACCAUAGAAAGGUGGCACACAGAGUCU